AUUCAUCAACAAGCCAAAAAGUAAACAACCGAAGAAGAGAAGAUGCACCGGUUAGUUUUCAUCGUGUGUCUCGUGGCUGCCGCCCACACUUUGCCAACCCAAGAAGAAGCGAGGAGUAGCCGAAAUGCAAUUCAAACCGAAAACGAUCUUUUGGACUCAAUUUACUCGGAUUGUUUGAAAAAAGAUUCGACAUCUUGCGUGAAAUACAAGCUUUUCUCGUUUGUGGAUAAGAUGUUGGGAGCUAGAGAUACCAUAACGGUCACUGAAGGUGUUCAAAUUGUGAAGAGCGAAAAUGGCGAACCCGAAGGAGCACCAAGAUCUAUUUCUCCAGAUGACAGCAUCGAAAGUUUACUCUGGAACAGAGUACAAAGAUUCUUGGAUACCCAUACAAUCAAAGUCGAUCUUAAAGGAAGCGAUCUCGUAAAUGCCGUUUCUUCGACUGCCAGAUCCUUCGAAGAUUCUCUCGAACCUGAGGUGGAAGAAGGAAGAGGAAAGAAAAAGAAGGCCCAAAAAAUUUUGGGUCCCCUCAUGAUGGCCGCUGGAUUAAAAAUGGCAAUUUUAGGAAAGAUUGCGUUGGCUGUAAUUGCCCUUAUUGCCGGAAAAGCCUUGAUGGUCGCUAAGAUUGCUUUGGUUCUUUCUGCCAUCAUAGGAUUGAAAAAGCUGUUUAGUGGAUCUGGAAAACAUGUUACCUACGAAGUUGUAGCGCAUCCACAGCAUAGUUCCAGUCACGUAGCAUCCCACGAAACAGUCUAUGGCGGAUCUGGAGGAGGUUAUGGUGGUGGUGAUGGAGGAUACGGCGGCGGAUCAUCUGGUCAUGGAGGAUGGCAAAGAGCUUUGGAUGCACAACAAUUAGCGUAUAGAGGACAAAACCAAAGCCUGUAAAUGCCUUAGCUAGUCGAAAAAUGGAAGAAAAUCGAAGAAAAUACGGCCAUGUACCUGUCUUUUCCUCAAAGAGGAAAC
This is a messenger RNA of Onthophagus taurus, 960 nucleotides long. RefSeq lists its product as uncharacterized. The record is from RefSeq and is a predicted model, not a curated record. NCBI's taxonomy places the organism in Eukaryota, Metazoa, Arthropoda, Insecta, Coleoptera, Scarabaeidae. Gene Ontology annotation, cellular component: membrane.